AUGGCGAACUAUCUCGCUUCAAUCUUUGGAACUGAACAGGACAAGGUCAACUGCUCUUUCUACUACAAAAUCGGUGCCUGCCGCCAUGGUGAUCGAUGUUCGCGAAAGCACGUAAAGCCUUCAUACUCGCAGACGAUCCUCCUGCCAAAUCUGUACCAAAACCCGGCAUAUGACACCAAGAAUAAAAUGAACCCGAGCCAGCUGCAAAACCACUUCGAUGCCUUCUAUGAAGAUUUCUGGUGUGAAAUGUGCAAAUAUGGCGAACUUGAAGAGGUCGUAGUGUGCGAUAAUAACAAUGACCACCUAAUCGGAAACGUGUAUGCUCGAUUUAAAUACGAAGACUCAGCGCAGCAGGCCUGCGAUGCGCUGAAUUCUCGAUGGUAUGCGGCGCGACCCAUAUACUGCGAGCUAUCCCCCGUCACCGAUUUCCGAGAAGCAUGUUGUCGGCUGAAUAGUGGAGAAGGGUGUGUUCGCGGAGGGUUCUGCAAUUUCAUACAUCGGAAGGAACCAAGUCCUGAGCUAGAGAGGGAGCUCGAGCUCUCGACGAAGAAAUGGCUGAAGAUGAGAGGGCGUGAUGAACGGAGUGUGACCCGCAGUCCAAGCCCAGAGCCAACUCGGAGGAGGUAUUGAUGAAUGCGUUAUGUUGCCGUCGAAUCGAAUUGGUAGAUGCUCUGCAUUCGAGCGUAAGUGCAUGGGGGUUUUGUCAGCGAUUCAAUAACUGGAUCCUUUUGAGUUUUCAAUUCUAGACCCUUGAGAGAAUACCAAGGAGUCUAUAUUUUUUUAAAGUAAGGCGUUAGGGGGCGGGCGCGAAUUGUUAUUGCUUGUAUAUGAAAUUAUCCAUUAUAUAUCUUCUAUGAUUCCUUUG
Messenger RNA from Histoplasma capsulatum G186AR, 865 nucleotides. RefSeq names its product splicing factor U2AF 23 kDa subunit. The transcript has 3 exons. The coding region runs from base 1 to 630 and encodes 209 amino acids. Gene Ontology annotation, molecular function: pre-mRNA 3'-splice site binding; metal ion binding. Gene Ontology annotation, biological process: mRNA splicing, via spliceosome. Gene Ontology annotation, cellular component: spliceosomal complex; U2AF complex. The record is from RefSeq and is a predicted model, not a curated record. Lineage: Eukaryota; Fungi; Ascomycota; Eurotiomycetes; Onygenales; Ajellomycetaceae.